GAAUAUUUUUAAUAUUUUUUAGACUGACGAGGCAAUGACAUGGCAUGUUGACUAACGGUUAAUGGUGUUGUCAUCCAAAUUGACGGUCAAACUAGGUGUCGGGCCAAUUGAGUCUUUAUGUUACAUAGUUGAGACCAGGAUAUUAGUUUCUGAAACCACAGGUCAAAAUUGAUUAUAUGGUCAUAGUUCAUGCCAAAAUAAGGUAUUAACCCAACCAAAAUCGAACCAAUUAACACCUCUAGUUUCUCUCUGUCUCUGUAUGAAUCAGGCGAUCGUCUUCAGUCACUAGUAUGGAAACGAACAUACAAUACAAAGUCAAUUCGGAGAGGAAACGACUGAUUUCGUUUCAUUUCUCCCAAUUUAAAAACAUAAAAAUCAAAUUAGUUAGCAGCAGAAGACAGUAACGACCCUGCUUCUCUAAAAAGCACCAACACCGUUUGAUUAACAAUAAGAUCUACGGCUAUUAGAGUCUUACCCAAGUAACCUUUUAGUCAUCACUCAUCAGACUUCUUCCCCAAAUUUUAAGUGGAUGGUUUUCUUUGCAUCGGCCGAUAAUCUGUAACAGCCUGUGCCAACUGGAUGGUGACGUGGAGCAGGGAUGAAGAUAUAAAUAGCAGAAGAAGGGAGUUUUUUUUUUUUUUUUUUGACAAAUCAUAUCGACUUUUAUUCCACCGUAAACAACCUCCACGCACUAGCUAUUACAUUUUUUAGAGUAGAACAGAAAUUAGAUCAAGAAUAUUAAUCCAGUCUUCUGGUAGAGAAGAUUUUGCUUUUGAUCGUGCAACCCAAUCAGCUCUGACGUUCAAUGCCCUCGGAAUCUCUUCCACCGAAAUUGCUGGGUUAGUCCUGAGGAUAUUAACCAUUGUUCUAAUCCAGGCUGCGCAUCUCCAGGGCCAUCGUGAGUGAUUAAUAUUCAAGGCCUUCACCAGAACCUGACAGUCAGAUUGAACUGUACACACUGAUCCAUAUUCUUGUGCUAAUUUAAUUCCUUCCAAAAGUGCCUUAGCUUCCGCUUCAAUCGGGGUGGAACAAAGAAGAUUUUCAGCUCUCCCAUCACACACUUGUCCAUGGUGGUUAACAACAACAACACCAUAUGCCGCCGACUGGGGGUCGCUAAAGAACGACCCAUCACAUUGAAUCACUCUCGAGUGAUUACUUGGCGGUGGAUUCGUAGUGGGGUGGGAUCCCCUGAGCUGAUUGGGACCAUCAGAACCUUGAGGUGGGGGCCUCGGGCAAGCAACCCAUUCCGUGAGCUCUCUAUAGGUUUGCAGACAAACGUUAGGGGGCCAGGGAACGCGAUUCUUGAAAGUGCUUUCAUUUCUUGCCUUCCAAAUAUUCCAGCAAAGGUAGAUAAUGUGAAUGAGGGAGUUUUGAGGGAUGGUAUCUUUGAGGGAGCAAAACCAAUCAAAGAACGAGGUGCCCUGAGGAGGGUACGGAAUUGAUGGGAAGGUGCUAUUCCAGGCCUCAUUGGCAUGAGGGCAGUAGAAAAGGCAGUGGUUGAGGGAUUCGUUAGGGUUCUGACACACAUGGCAGUUUGGAUUAGGAGCACAUCUCCUUUGGAAGAGUCUUGCUCUCGUUGCCAGCCCGUUUCUGGAACACCUCCAGAUGAAGAAUUUUAGCUUUGGUGGGAUGUUCAGUCCCCAGAUCCAUUUCCACUUCUCUUCACUGCCCGUUGCCUGGAAACUAUUAUUGGCAUUAUGAACAGCGUGGUAGGCUGUCUUGACCGAGAAGGGAGUUCAUUGGAUAGUUUUUGACCAAUCAUCUCUAUUGUAACAACUUUACCAAAUUAAUUAGUUAGAUAAACAAUUCAGACUUUUCUUCUUCCGCUGUAAACUCUCUUCUCUUCCAAAAUCUCAAUAAACUCGCCAGAAUCCCUUCUAGAUCCUUACAUAAUCGCCUUUCAUUUGCCAUCCUCAAUCUUUUUUGUUUUCUUUCGUUUUUUUCCACAUACACAUUUUGCUCAGAAAUUACGACUCAUCAGUAAUCACCAUAGCUCUGCCGCAUUUACGCGUUGAGGAGAAAUUAGCAAGAAAUUACCUGUUAUAAUUAUAAGCUGAGGGUGAGUGGAUGAAGGACAGAGCACGAGAUAUAUGGAUCCAAACCUUUUGCCCGGCGCUUUUCUUGGAGUGCUCUUGCAGGAGCUGUGCAGCGCGAUCAAGCGCUGCACGAAACCUUCCGUGACCCGGGUCUCCACUCUGUGGUUCGUGGUGGAGACCCUGGCCGAAGGAGUGGGCGAGCUGAGCUGCAAGUUCAGCCAGAUGGGUCAUUUGUACUCGGGAGAGGAGGAGACGACACUGAUCGAGCUGCUGGAGAAGACCGACGAGCUGAUGGUGGACUGCACCAGGCUCCGGUGGUGGAACCUCCGCAAGAAGCGUCGGUUCGCGAAGCGGCUGGCGGCGGUGGCGGGGUCGUUGGAGAAGCUGCAGGUCGUGGAUGCGGUUUGUUGGGCGGAUGAGUUAGUGAAUCAGAUGCUGGAAGUGAAGGAUCAGCUGGUGCUGCUGAACGCCAAGCUGGAUUCCAUGUAGCUAGGAUGCUCUUUAAUCUUUAUCCUCCCGCUAGGAUUCUUUGUCCUUCGUUGUAUAUUGAUUCUUAAUUGUAAUUAAUCUCUUGGAUGUAGUUCUUGUUGCAUAUAUUCUUAAUUGUGAUCAUAUCUUUGAAUAGGUGUUAGUUUGUUAGGUGUAUUCCAGUUUCAAAUACUUAUCAAUCGACAAUCUUUGUGAACCUUUCGACUACUCAAAUAAUUGCUUUGUUCUUGC
Messenger RNA from Linum trigynum, 2756 nucleotides. NCBI's taxonomy places the organism in Eukaryota, Viridiplantae, Streptophyta, Magnoliopsida, Malpighiales, Linaceae. The record is from the annotation of a GenBank genome assembly.